Molecule: messenger RNA, 2022 nt
Organism: Scheffersomyces amazonensis
Lineage: Eukaryota; Fungi; Ascomycota; Pichiomycetes; Serinales; Debaryomycetaceae
Gene: MNN24
Product: Mnn24p
Exons: 1
Coding region: 1-2022 (673 amino acids)
Biological process (GO): mannan biosynthetic process
Cellular component (GO): Golgi apparatus
Molecular function (GO): alpha-1,2-mannosyltransferase activity
Source: RefSeq, a predicted model, not a curated record
AUGAUAUUUGCAAGAAGAAAGUUGUUUGGGAUAUUUUUUGCAAUAUUAUUCUUUAUAUUCGCAAAGAGAUUGAUUUACGAUACUCCAUUUUUUGCAAAUACUUUAGGUAAACCAUUACAGAAUUUUUCAGUAAGAGGUUACCAUCACGAUUCAAAGAAUAAUUUUCUAAUUGUUCAAAAACAUUAUGAUACUCAUCUUAAGGACGAAGUAGAUGAUGCUAGUCAUUACUGGAAAUUCACUAAUGCUGAUUUAUCAAAUUCCAUACAUUAUGACAUUAGACUCAUCAAUGGAUAUGAUUAUGAACAGUUGAUCGAUGAUAAAAAAUUAGAUAUUGAAGUUCUGUUAAAUUCAACAUAUAUGCAAAAGACAGAAUAUGAAUCCAAUUUUUUGUUUUUAUUCAAAAAAUUCGUUGAUGACUUAUUUGCACUUAUAGCUGAUUGUAAACCUUCUGUGAAAGGUAUUAAUAAUGGUGACCAUUAUCUUAAGGCAAAAGAAGAAGACAAAUUUGGUAAUAUGAACGGUAAAAUCCCAGUCUAUGGGGGACAUUUACGUGAACAAUAUUUAGAAGAUCCAAUAAGAAAUAAAGAGUAUUUGUCUUACUUCUUUAGAAUUACUCCUGAAGAAAAAGUAAGCUUAUCUGAAUCUCAUAAGAAAUUCUUAGGUAAAAUGCAAACUGAUUGGCCAGAUGAUUUGGUAAAUAAGUUUAAUAAGUUCAAUGAUUUUAUGAAAGGUGACGGUUAUGUCUUUUUAAGUGGUGGAAAAUAUGAUCAAUUAACUUUAACAGCUAUUAAGACCUUAAGAUCAAAUGGUGCCAAGUUACCUGUUGAAGUCAUUAUUCCUUACGAAAAAGAUUAUGAUUUUGAGUUUUGUAAUAGCAUUUUACCAAUUUUAGGUGGUACAUGUAAAAUCAUGACUCAAUAUAUUCCAAAAUCAAUUGUUAGUAAUAUCAAAGGUUUUCAAUUAAAGAAUGUUGCUUUAUUAAUCAGUUCCUUUGAAAAUAUUCUUUAUUUGGAUUCAGAUUGUAUACCGAUUAAAAAUCCUGAUGUUCUUUUUGUUAAUAAGCCAUUUAUUGAUCAUCAUUUAGUUAUUUGGCCUGAUCUUUGGAGAAGAUCAACUUCUCCAUCUUUUUAUGAAAUUGCUGAUAUUAAAGUUGAUUAUGAAAAAAGAGUAAGGAACAGUUAUUUUAAAGGAGACAAGAGGGGUACUCAAGGUGGAAAAGAUACAUAUUCAGUUCAUGAUUGUGAGGGAGCUAUGCCAGAUCCAUCAUCAGAAACUGGUCAAGUGUUAAUCAAUAAAAGAGUUCAUUUUAAAACUUUGGUUUUAUCUAUGUAUUAUAAUUAUUAUGGUCCUGAAUAUUAUUAUCCUUUAUUCAGUCAAGGUGCUGCUGGUGAAGGUGAUAAAGAAACAUUUCUUGCUGCUGCUCAUAAAUUAGGUUUACCUUAUUAUCAAGUUCAAGAAUUUAAUCGUGAGUUUGGUCCAUUAAAUAGUAUUCGUCAUCAUGAAGUUUUUGCCAUGGGUCAAUACGAUCCAAUUGUAGAUUAUAUUCAAUCAAAUGGAGAAGCCGGAGAAACAUUUAGCAGCGGUCUUCAUGAAGUUAGCUUAAGAGAUAAUUUAAUGGAUAAAACAGAUUAUUAUAAUGAUGAAAGCCCAACCUAUGGUCAUAAUGAUAAAGAUCCUGCAGUGAAUAAUUAUGCUUAUCAUGUUUUCAAAUCUUCCAACUUGUUUUUCCUCCAUGCUAAUUGGCCAAAAUUGGAUCUUGUGGAUUUAUUCCUCAGAAAUGCCAAUGGUAGAGGUUGUAAAACUGGUAAGGGAGUAAGAAGAAGGUUAUAUGGGAAAGAAUUGGUGAGAGAGUUGGGAGGUUAUGAUUUUGAAGUAACCUUGAUGAAAAAUGUUAGAUGGUGCUUCUGUGAAGUCCCAAACAUGAACAUUAACAAUGUCCCUGAUUGGGGAACUGAUGAUCGUAAGAAGAUUUGUUCCGAAAUUAAUCAACAGAUUGAAUUUUUAGAAACAACUGUGUUGUAG